Pangasianodon hypophthalmus (striped catfish) is the source of this 1243-nucleotide messenger RNA. It is a transcript of the gene park7, whose product is annotated as parkinson protein 7. Gene Ontology annotation, molecular function: protein deglycase activity. NCBI's taxonomy places the organism in Eukaryota, Metazoa, Chordata, Actinopteri, Siluriformes, Pangasiidae. Gene Ontology annotation, cellular component: cytosol; nucleus. The coding region runs from base 104 to 673 and encodes 189 amino acids. The record is from RefSeq and is a predicted model, not a curated record. The transcript has 6 exons. Gene Ontology annotation, biological process: guanine deglycation, glyoxal removal; protein deglycation, glyoxal removal.
UACACUUUUAAGGCAUUUGGACCUUUGGGAUUUAUUUUAAGGGCUAUAACGGAAACUUUCUGCUGCAGUUUCUCCAGUUUCUCCUGGUGUUUCGGUGAAAGUCAUGGCUGCUAAGCGAGCUUUAGUGAUUUUGUCGAAGGGGGCGGAGGAGAUGGAGACAGUGAUACCGGUGGACGUCAUGCGCAGAGCCGGGAUCGCUGUGACUCUAGCAGGACUGAUGGGGAAGGAUCCUGUUCAGUGCAGCCGUGACGUCCUCAUCUGUCCAGACUCGAGCCUGGAAGAAGCCUCGAAACAGGGCCCGUAUGACGUGGUUCUGUUACCCGGAGGCCUGGUCGGAGCCCAGAACCUGUCCGAGUCUCCCGCUGUGAAGGAGGUGUUGAAGGAGCAGGAGGGCAGGAAGGGGCUGAUCGCUGCCAUCUGCGCAGGUCCCACAGCGCUUUUAGCUCACGGAAUCGGUUACGGCAGCACCGUCACGACCCACCCGGGUGCCAAAGACAAGAUGAUGGCUGGAGAUCACUAUAAGUAUUCAGAGGCCCGUGUUCAGAAAGACGGACACCUGAUCACGAGCCGAGGCCCGGGCACCAGCUUCGAGUUCGCCCUGGCCAUAGUGGAGGAGCUGCUGGGUGCCGAGGUGGCCGCUCAGGUCAAAGCACCUCUCAUCCUGAAAGAUUAAUAAAGAUCAAUUCAUCCAAAUGCUAAUUAAUUAAUCUGUACUGCACUUCAUUAAAUGGAGCAGCAAAUAACAUGAGUAUUACUGUAUGGAUUCUUCUUUUUUUUGAAGAAUAAAAGCACCUUAUAUUGAGAAAGAAGAACUUUUUGUUGCAUAGUGGUAUCAGGCAAAAAAAAAACAACAACAAUAGAAACCCUCACAGAAUUCGUAAUGGUUUUAAUGGUUAUAAUGGGAAUUGUAUUGGUUUUAAUUGAAGCUCUAAUGGUCCCUGUGGGUCUCUACUGGUAAUUUGUUGCCUUCUAUUGGUGACAUGUCUAGUAGAUACCAUUAAGGUAUAUUAAACUGAUAAUGGUAAUGGUUUUAAUGGUUAGCUGAUGGUUUGUAAUGGUAUUUGUAGUGGAAACCAUUAGACUUUCUGUGAUGAUUUUUUUUUUUUUCAGCAGUAGUGGCACGUUUAAGCACCUUAAAUUUUGUUUCUUUGCCAAAAUAGGAACAAAAUCACUGUAAAACUGUGUUAGCAAUCUUGUGACGUGGCACACUUGUGAAAAAUUAAACCAUAUCCUACAGUAAAAA